UUCGGAAAUGGCGCUAACCAGAGCACUGCUUGGAAGGAAUAUCAAGUGUUAUUUACCGGUUAUAACACAAGGGCAUAUCGUCCAGAACAGCUAUCUGUCUACUACACCACAAGACCAAAAAAAGAAGAGUCGAAUUGCUUCGUCAGCCCUUGUCACCUUUGCAGUUGCAAAAUAUAACAGAUAUGUAACCUGGUAUGAGGGGAUCCUUGAGCGCCGAUACCCUGGAGUGUUCAAGAUCUACAAGAUCGUCAAACAUGGUCUGAGAGACCUAUUUCUGGAUGCUAGGGAUUACUUUCGAAUCUACACACAGAUUCGAAAGGGUAAACCUUUGGGCACAUUGACUCGGAGAGAACUCGAAGUAUACAGACAGUUGCCCCAUGAUCUUCUACACUGCUUGCCGUUGUACUGCCUGCAAGCCAUACCAUUUGUGGGAAAUGUAUUCUUCAUUGUUGCGUACAAGUAUCCAAAGUCACUGCUCUCUCAUCAGUUCUGGACACCUGACCAGAAGAUGCAGUUCUGGCUUGAGGACCUUACUGAACGUGUGCAGAACUACAACAUCAUCAUGGCUAAGUUAGAAAGAAAGACACGUAAAAUCACAGAUGACAAGCUGCGCAUUUACAUGGAAGAUGUCCUGCAUGAGCUUCACAGUAACAGGCACCCAUCGACAGAGCAGCUUCUACUAACUAGACAAUUGUUUGUUGAACGACCCUUCGGCAUCCAUAAAGUGGGAUAUAAACAAAUGAUUAACCUCUGCAAAAUUCACGAGAGGUGGCCGUAUUUUCAACCACGUGCACGGAUGCACAAGUAUGGCAUGUUGCUGCGGGCCACAGACCUCGCAAUAACUAGAGACGGAUUUGCUGACGAGAAUGCACAUGAAAUCAUAGCGGCAUGUUUCAUACGUGGGUUAAAUCCAAAGAGUCUUCACACUGAACAACGGAUAGCGUGGCUGAAACAGUGGGUGGAGGUGGCAGAGCAUGUUGAUGAGGAUUGCAUAUCGUUGCUGCUGCACUGUCCGAUAUUCCUGGGCUUAAAUGAGCCAACGAAUAAGGUGCUAUACAGAUGACGUAGGAGCUCAUUAUGGUAGCAAUGUUUCACAAUAGAUGGCAGAUUGAUCAGACAUUCAUGCAUGUGCCAGCAUUGAUAGUGUGGGUUACACCACUUGCCUGUUCAGGAACUAAAUACAAAGAAUUGUAGCGUCGCAAGCACGGAGAAUAGGAGUUGUGAGAUUGCUCAGAGAUGAUGCACAUGUUCCAUUGGGUGUCAAUAGGUUGCCCAGCCACGACGUGCAUCAAAUUCAAUGUCAAAGCUGUGUACAUUAAUUUAGGUUAUCAGUUAAUAUAUCUGAGCCUGUAGCCUUGCAAAGUCCACCACAAGGUGGCAGCUCUUACGCUUCCCCUGAUAUAGAACUUUCAUGGGACCCAGUGCCCAAGUAGCUAAUAGGGGCCUGUUAUCAGAGACAAAAUUAGUCUUGGCAUUAGUCUAACCAUAACCUUUUCUGGUAGAGUGGACCGCUACACACUAGGUAUGAGAAGCUCUUAACUUUACCGUGUUUCUCUCGACGGUCUAUGAGAAAGGAUUAAUGUCAAGACUAAUGUUAUUUCUAAAAACGGGCCCUAGGUGUACAUUAUAAAAUUUUAAUGGGGGUAUCUAGGCGUUUGAUAGUAAUUGUAUAUUGUAAAUCAGGUUUGGUUUUAGAUGAUCAGAUUUUCACUAUUUAUAAAAUCGGUCAUUACUUAACCAACUUUAUUGUAUGAAUGAUACUACCAUAUGAAGAGAAUGCAUAUGUAGCAUAGCCUUGGUCUUCUUUUCUGGUGUGCUGAGUAGAAUGAUUAGUAUUGCAUUUAAGGUGCCUUCCCACACAACUAAUGUAAGUAGUUUGGAACAAAUUACUGUUGAACCCAUAUAAAUAAUACAUCAAACCUUGUAAAAUGCGUAAAGUUUAUAAUAUAUAGGCGCCCCGACCUCUAAUAAUGACAGUACACAGUGUCGACAGUCGUUGCAGACAUCGCAGCCUUGCCAAAGAGCAGCAAAUGCAAGAUGCUGCAACAUUCAUCCCAAUAGUUGUACUUACUGUUAUGUCUUGGCCUCUGUGUUAUGUCUUGGCCUCUGUUCAAGUGUUUCUGUGUAUCUAUUCAAGUGUUUCUGUGUAGGUUCACAAACAAAACAUGCACGGCAUUUUGGCGGUCACUCAACUCGUUUAUUUUAGACUAGUCACGCCAUCUCGUGGACGCAAUACAUGACACUUACUAGGUAAAGGUAAAGAAUAGUCUAUAGUAUCCGUUUUUGUGUGCAAUUUUCUGUGUCUGCCAUACAUGUACAGGCGAGGAAAAUUGAACAAUCUUAAGGUUUUAUGAGCUGUUAUGCUUGACAGCACGAGUUAUCUUAAUCCACAUGUGGGACGGUAUGUACAACGGUCAAGUACAUAUGACAAAACCGGUGAUGUGAAUUUACUCGGCUCAAUUACUCCCGUACGUGUUGAUUUAGAAUUUCCACAUAUAUGUGUAUUGUGUAAGCUAUGUUCAGAUAAUGAAGAAAACCUAGGGUCCAUUCUCAAUGAUGAAAUCGAUAACUAUUUCCGAAAUAGUGUUUUGCAAUCGGUUGCUGUGAAUGGUAGUAUGCCUAGUCUUGGUGUGCAUAAUUACAACAAGGACCUUGUUAGUACAAUCAAGGAAUGUACUCAUGUAAAGACUCACAAAAAUUCUGCUCAUCUUUAAGUAAAUUAUCGUAGUACAUCAAAUACCCGAAUGUAAUAUGUAUGUUUCACACCAUAACAUAAUUCUGUGAGUGCAACUCCUUUUCGAUGCAAAUAGGGGAUGUAAUUUUAAGAAGGUUGACAGCAUUUACACAUUUGGAUAAUAAGGGGCCAGCUGUGAGCUCUCCAUGUGAAGCAAGAGGUUAUAGUUCAAUUGAUAGUAGAAGUGAAAGUAUACAUAUAUAUGUAUUUAUUCCUUUUUUGUGCCUGUAUGAGGAAAUACUGUUGUGAAAACCAACUUUCAAAUAUUUGUGAAAAUAAUAUCUACUAUGAAA
Messenger RNA from Priapulus caudatus, 3027 nucleotides. RefSeq names its product LETM1 domain-containing protein 1-like. Lineage: Eukaryota; Metazoa; Priapulida; Priapulimorpha; Priapulimorphida; Priapulidae. The transcript is spliced from 9 exons. The coding region runs from base 8 to 1063 and encodes 351 amino acids. Gene Ontology annotation, molecular function: ribosome binding. Gene Ontology annotation, cellular component: mitochondrial inner membrane. Gene Ontology annotation, biological process: intracellular monoatomic cation homeostasis. The record is from RefSeq and is a predicted model, not a curated record.